AUGCCACCAAAACCAUCUGCCAAGGGAGCUAAGAAAGCCGCCAAGACCCAGAAAGUCGCCCGUACCGGAGACAAGAAGAAGAGAAAGUCCAGAAAGGAAUCUUACGCCGUCUAUGUCUACCGUGUCUUGAAGCAAGUUCACCCCGACACCGGAAUUUCUUCGAAGGCCAUGAGCAUCAUGAACUCUUUUGUUAAUGAUGUCUUUGAGCGUAUUGCUAACGAGGCUUCUCGUUUGGCUCACUACAACAAGAGAUCUACCAUCUCUUCCCGUGAAGUCCAAACUGCCGUCAGACUUAUCCUCCCAGGAGAGCUUGCCAAGCACGCCGUCUCUGAAGGAACCAAGGCCGUC
Messenger RNA from Auanema sp. JU1783, 348 nucleotides. The record is from the annotation of a GenBank genome assembly. NCBI's taxonomy places the organism in Eukaryota, Metazoa, Nematoda, Chromadorea, Rhabditida, Rhabditidae.